CAGCCUGCGACAGAAAAACAAACGCGGAUAGGUCGAGCCGUCCACAGUCAGUGCAUGUUUUAAAACAGCAAUAAACAGUGGAAGCCGAGGUUAUGUGGAUUUAAACCUUCAUUUUUUGUUGUCGUUUUAACGUGGGCUCCGUCACUUAGUUUUCGGUUCUCGUUGUGGCGGAGCGCGUCCCCGUCUGCCCAGCCUCUCUGGAGUGAGCACUAAGGAGGACUCCAUGAAAGAUGACAGAGGAGGUGAUUGUUGUAGCCAAGUGGGACUACACGGCCCAGCAGGACCAGGAACUUGACAUCCGUAAAAAUGAGCGUCUCUACCUGCUGGACGACUCAAAGACCUGGUGGCGCGUCCGCAACGGCGGCAACCACACCGGGUACGUGCCGUCCAACUACGUCGAGCGCAAGAACAGCCUGAAGAAAGGCUCGUUGGUGAAGAACAUCAAAGACACGCUGGGUUUGGGAAAAACUAGGAGGAAGACGAGCGCCCGCGAUGCAUCCCCAACGCCCAGCUCGGACACGGAGCACCCCUCCAAUGGGAGCGGCGGCGGCGCUGCUGAACGGAUCUAUGACCUCAACAUCCCCGCCGUGGUCAAGUUUGCCUACACGGCGGAGAGAGAGGACGAGCUGACGCUGGUCAAGGGCUCCAAGGUCACCGUGAUGGAGAAGUGCAGCGAUGGCUGGUGGCGGGGCGGUCAGUCGGGCCGCGUGGGCUGGUUCCCCUCCAACUAUGUGCUGGAGGAGCUGGGCCGGGCCGACGACGGAGAGGAAGGAGAUUCUUCUGGCCACCAGGGAGGCGCUCAAGGGACUGUGUUGGCUAACGGGCGGGCGGGCGGCCGCGAAGCAGCAGUGCUCCACCUGGUUCAAACGCUCUACCCCUUCAGCUCCGUGACCGAGGAGGAGCUGAACUUUGAGAAGGGAGAGGUCAUGGAGGUGGUGGAGAAGCCGGAGAACGACCCGGAGUGGUGGCGGUGUAAGAACUCACGGGGCGCGGUGGGCCUGGUGCCUAAGAACUAUGUGGUGGUGGUGGACGAGCGGCCCGCCCCGCCCCCCUCCUCCGCGCCCGGCUUCGCGGCGGCGGCGCGCUCGGGGAAGUUCGCCGGGAGGGACUGGUACUACGCCGACAUCACCAGACACCAGGCCGAGUCCAUACUCAACGAGAGAGGAGAGGAGGGCGACUUCCUCAUACGGGACAGCGAGUCAUCGCCCAACGAUUUCUCCGUGUCUCUGAAGGCGUCCGCUAAGAAUAAGCACUUUAAAGUGCAGCAGUCGGAGGGAGUGUACUGUAUCGGCCAGCGCAAGUUCGACUCCAUCGAUGAACUGGUGGAGCACUACAAGAAGGCCCCGAUCUUCACCAGCGAGCACGGAGAGAAGCUGUACCUGGUCAAAGCGCUGCUGUGAUUCACACCAUCUCACCUACACUGGAUCGCACACACACACACACACACACACACGUUUAAUGCCACCCCCUAACUGUCUUAACUCAAGCUUUAGCUGUGGCCCCUCAUCGCGGCGGCGUACAUCCAGUGUGAUCUGCUGCCCCCCGUGUGCUCAGCUGAACCUCUCGCUCUCCAACCGGCCUCCUCCUUCACGUACGGCUCAGUGCGCCAUCGUCUGCCGAGCUGACGUGUGCAGUGAGAACAGAACGCCCGAGGCCUGGUUGGGGGCGGAGCUCUCCCUCUGAUGUCAUAAACAAUGUCCAUUUACGACCACGCACAUUGUAGGUUACGCCAUUGCUCUUAAUCCUUAUAGGGGGAAAGACGUCUGAGGGACCUUGCCUGUCAAAUUGCUGGCAGUUAUUUUAUUUGGUUCAUUUAUUUGUUAAGGGAAAUUUGUGUUCCUCGGUUAACUUUUCUUUUUUCUUUUUUUAAAGAUCAUUUAAAUUCCUCUCGUGGGGGGGGGGGCGGGGGGGUCACUGCUGUUUCAUACGACUUCACAAAGUGACCAGAAUUAAUUUCUCUCUUGCCUUUUUUUCUCCUAAUUUUCAUCAUUCCUUUUUUUAAAUAUAAUUAUCUCCCCCACCCCCAUUUUGGAUUUGUGUCUCCCGUCGCCUUUACGAAAAGUUUCCUUCUCCACAAUCUUUUAGAAGUGAUUUGAAAUUCUGCGUACGAUACUUCCUGUAAUAUUCCUAAAGGGCAGUAUGGGGGGG
This is a messenger RNA of Pseudoliparis swirei, 2148 nucleotides long. It is a transcript of the gene nck2a, whose product is annotated as NCK adaptor protein 2a. The record is from RefSeq and is a predicted model, not a curated record. The transcript is spliced from 4 exons. Bases 231 to 1400 code for a protein of 389 amino acids. Gene Ontology annotation, molecular function: protein binding. Lineage: Eukaryota; Metazoa; Chordata; Actinopteri; Perciformes; Liparidae. Gene Ontology annotation, biological process: negative regulation of endoplasmic reticulum stress-induced eIF2 alpha phosphorylation; negative regulation of PERK-mediated unfolded protein response; positive regulation of translation in response to endoplasmic reticulum stress.